Messenger RNA from Carcharodon carcharias (great white shark), 2764 nucleotides. RefSeq names its product tumor necrosis factor ligand superfamily member 13B-like (gene tnfsf13c). Gene Ontology annotation, biological process: immune response. Lineage: Eukaryota; Metazoa; Chordata; Chondrichthyes; Lamniformes; Lamnidae. The transcript is spliced from 6 exons. The coding region runs from base 79 to 900 and encodes 273 amino acids. Gene Ontology annotation, molecular function: tumor necrosis factor receptor binding; receptor ligand activity. The record is from RefSeq and is a predicted model, not a curated record. Gene Ontology annotation, cellular component: membrane.
UUCUGUCAUGUGAACUUCCUCUGUUGAGUAAAAGAAUUGUAUCAGGGUGACUUGGACUAAAAAAAAUAAUUAUUAACAAUGCAACCCAAAUGUUGGAUUAAAUUAUCAGACUCAAGGACCAGAUCUACCUCGAGAGGGCUGGUUGGGAUUGUUGUUGUUCUCUUCUUGGCUGUUUUAUGCUGUUUGUCACUGCUGGUGAUUUUACUGCAGCAAAUAAGUGACCUACGGAGUGAACUGGCAAAAGUCCACAAACAGCUUCAUGUUUUUAACAAGAGGGCAAGAAUAAAUCUUGAGGAUGAUUCAGUGGAACAUGAGAAAGAAAUGGAAGACCUGACUGAAAAUCUAAAAAAUAACAAUAAUGCCAAAUUCCAAAUUAAAGAAGAGUUAACUGAACUGAAUGAGAAGAACUAUGAACUCAGGAGCAUCUCAAGGAAAAGAAGAGAGAUAAGAUCCUGUGAAAAACAGCUAUCAUUCCUCCAGCUGAUUCCUAAUGCUAAGAGAAGCAUAACUCUGCAAGCAGAUGAUUCAACCUUUAUUCCUUGGAAUGUGGCUUCAAAGAGGGGUGAGGCAUUGGAGGCAAUUUCCAAUAAAAUAGUUGUGAGAGAAAAUGGCUAUUACACUGUGUACAGUCAGGUUCUGUACUAUGAUAACUGCAUGGCCAUGGGCCAUGUAGUCCGGAGAAAGAAGAUUAAUGUCGUUGGGAAUGAGCGACGUAUAAUGACGCUAUUUCGCUGCAUUCAAAACAUGCCAAAUAACACAGCCAGUAAUACUUGUUUCACUGCUGGAAUUGUGAAACUUGACCAAGGGGAUGAGCUGGAACUCCUGUUACCAUCACGACCCAAUGCUCACAUCUCCAUGGAGAAAGAUUCAACAUUUUUUGGUGCCAUACAAUUAUUAUGAAGCAACUAUUUGAGAACACAAUGACAGCCCAAGAGUGGGAUAAUUUAACUUGAGAUGCAGUUCACCUAAUAUGUCUCCGCUUAUCUCCAAGGUUAGCAUUGUAAUCAAAAAACAUCAACAUCAUUAAUCAAGAGGGUGGAUUUAUCUGAUGUCAUCACAGGCUGUGAAGUAUUUGUGGUACUAAGAUCUGUAGUUGCUACUCAUUUGCUAAAGCCUUUUGAAAGCAAUUUUAAUUGCACACUUCUUUGGAUGGAAUCUAAUGGAGCUCCAAGCCCUCUCGUCUUAUAUGUGACAGGUUUUCUGUUUUCACUGUCUGAAAAGUAAAUUGUUGUUUGCUUUCAUAAACCUAACUUCCCAAUGCCGCCAGAUUCCCCGAUCUUUGCAUGUCACUUCUCUCGAGGCCUUUGUAACGUCAAGACCACAUUACUAUAAUGAACUGCAAAACAAGUGCAUAAUGGACAAAACAGUGAAUCCUCCUGGGAUUUCUUCACUGUGUCCUAUGGCAAUGAGGAUUGAUAGACCUAGUGGGAUCCUGAAGGAGGGACAGACCUUUCUUCAGGCUAAGCAUUUUAGUGGCUCUAUUUUGGUCUCUUCUGAGAAAACUUACUUUAUAUUUUGCGUGGGUAAACUCUCCAGGAAAAUUACAAAAGUGGGGGCAAGGAAGGAAGAGGAUCCAGAAAAGCUAUGCAUCAUGUGAUUACAAAGCUGCCUGGCACACAUGACAAGAUGAUGAGUUUUGAUACAAUUUACAUCUGUAACAUCAUUAAGAUGUGUGUCCAGCAGCCAGUAGUGAAUGGAGCAGAAGUUUCCACCAAUUAAGAAUUGGGAAGACCAAAGUCAUUGCCAAUCUCUGUUUCCUAGCUACUGACUCCACCCUUCUCCCAGGCAACUGUCUGAGUCUGAAACAGACUUGGUGUCAUAUUUGACCCCAGGAUGAGCUUCUGAUUGCAUACCCCCACCACCAAGUUCCAUCUCCAUAACAUUGCCAAACUCCAUCCUUGCCUCAGCUCACAUGCUACUGAUCCAUGACUUUGUUACUUCUUGGCUUAACAAUUCUAACACUUUGCUGGCCAGCCUCCCAUAUUCCACCCUCCCCAAACUUGAGCUCGUCUAAAAGUCUGCUGUCCAUAUCCUAACUUGCACCAUGUCCCAUUCACACAUCACCCCUCUGCUCGCUGACCUAGAUUGGCUCUCAAAUAAGCAAUGUCUCAAUUUUUAAAUUCUCAUUCUUAUUUUCAAAUCCCUCCAUGGCCUCACUCCUCCCUAUCUCUGUAAUCUCCUCCAUUCCUACAACUCUUCAAGGUAUCUGCACUCUUCCAAUUCUGGCCUCUUGUGCGUUCCCAAUUUUAGUCACUCCACUAUUGUUAACUGUGCCUUCAGCUGCCAAGACCCUAAACUCUAGAAUUCCCUCCUUAAACUGCUCUACCUCUUUUUCCUCCCUAAGAUGCUUUUCUAUAGGUAUAUAAAUAGUAAAGGGUUGGUAAAAGGAGGAGUUGGGUUGAUUAGAGACCAAAGAGGAGAUUUACACAUGGAGGUAGGGGCAUGGAUGAAGUGUUAAAUGAUUACUUUGCAUCUGUCUUUACCAAGGUCAUGGUGAAAGAAUUCAGACACUUGAAGGGUUUAAUUCUGAAAAUGAGGAGGUAUUGGAUAGGCUGUCUGUACUUAAAGUUGAUAAGGCACCAGGAUGAUAUGCAUCCAAGAAUAUUAAGGGAAGUAAGACUGGAAAUUAUGGAGGCACUAGCUAUCAUUUUCCAAUCUUCCUUAGAUGCAGGAGUGGUGCCAAAGGACUGGAGAAUUACAAAUGUUACACCUUGUUCAAAAAAGGAUGUAAAGAUAAGCCCAGCAAGUACAGACCUGUCAGUUU